GCAUCAAUCCACAUAUCCCUUGACAUGACAUCCAUACUGCUGGACAAUGUACACAAUGUAUUCUACUAGCUAGUAUCUCAACUAGGCUACAAUAGCUUCCGAACAUAUUGUACGCUUCAACGACGCUACUCCGUAGAGGUAGGAGACCUUCACAUUCAGGGCUGUGUAUUUAUCCUGCAUGAAGUUCACAGACACAAGCUGCUAGGUGGGAUGGAAUUAGGGGAUGGGGACUCAGUCCUUCUAGCGCUAGAACGGGGCUGCGCGUUAUGCAGAACAGAAGCUGCUGAGCCAAACAGUCAGUCAGACGCUCGAAGUCAACAGCCGAACCCGUUCGGUAACGGGCGGAAAGGUUUCCCGAAGUGAAGGCAAAGGUGAAGUCCUACAGAAAGCAACGGACAACGGAUAAAUUGACACGAGACACAACGGAGGGCGCCAAGGAUGUAUAAUUCACGUCGUCGUCUCAUCGUGUAGAGAGAGACUGGGGAACAGAAAGGACCGUUUUGGAAUCAAGCUCCUCUGUGCCAUUCGGUUGUUCGGGGGCGACGGAGACUGGUUGUUUACGGUUACAUUAUCUUGGACGGAGUGAAAACAACGUGAUAUUACGAAGGAAAACCCUGCCUGUUCCGUGCAUUUGGCGGCACAGCUUUAAUGAGGAAACAGACCUAACGACGCUGCUGAAGGGGGGGACCCGCCUGAACAAGUAUGGGGUCGCCAUGGAAACCACUUCUCCUGCUGUCCGUCAUCAGUGGCCUUUCAGACUUUGCUGUAGCAGUACGGCCAGUGUCAUACGCAGCAGUGUUGAGAAUGAAACCAGACAUCUCCUCAUCGCUGCUCAGUUCGUGGCCCCGGCCUCGACACCGAUAUGACCACGGCAGAGGGCUGGUGACUCCUGACUGGCCGGCAUCGUUCUCCAACCAUCACCUGUCUACCCUCAGUCUGCUCAGCUCUCAGGAGGAAUACAGGAGCCAAGAGCGUGAAGAGUUGGGGCCGGUGUUCGUCCAGGAACCACAUGACGCCAUAUUUGCGCUGGACUCUGAGGAGAAGAAAGUUAUGAUGAGCUGUGAAGCCAGAGGCAACCCUGCACCUGUAUACAGUUGGUUCAUCAAUGGAACAGCGGUGGACGUGGAGGCAGAUUACCGUUACAGCUUGAUCGACGGCAACUUAAUAAUAGCCAACGCCAGUGAGACGGCAGACUAUGGGAGAUACCAGUGUAAGGUGGAGAACAGCUACGGGACGGUCCUGAGUCGGGAUGCCCUGCUACAGUUUGCCUAUCUGGGAUCCUUCAGUGGGAGGACGAGAGGAGGCGUGUCUGUAAGGGAAGGACAAGGAGUGGUGCUCAUGUGUACCCCACCCCCUCAUUCACCAGAGAUCAUGUACAGCUGGGUGUUCAACGAGUUCCCAUCGUUUGUUGCCGAGGAUAGCCGGCGGUUCAUCUCCCAGGUAACGGGCAACCUGUACGUGUCCAAGGUGCAGCCUAGCGACGUGGGCAGCUACAUCUGUCUGGUGAAGAACACGGUGACCAACGCCAGGGUCCUCAGCCCGCCCACGCCACUCACACUCAAAACAGAUGGUCUAAUGGGAGAAUAUGAGCCUAAAAUCGAGGUGCAUUUCCCCCUGUCUGUCCCGGCUGCCAGAGGAGUCACGGUGAGGCUGGAGUGUUUCGCUCUGGGGAAUCCUGUCCCGACAAUCACGUGGAGGAAGAUGAACGGUAACAUCCCUAAGAAGGCUCGUCUGAGGAAAUCCCAGGCUGUUCUGGAGAUCCCCAAUGUCCAGCUGGAGGACUCGGGGACCUACGAGUGUAAAGCAGAGAACCCCAGAGGAGGAACAGCCUUUAAGGGACACCUCCAGGUCUACACCUUCCCCCAGUGGAUCAGCACGAUAAACGACAGCCAGUUGGACAGCGGAGAUCAGCUGCACUGGGAGUGCAAGGCCACAGGGAAGCCUAGACCCACCUACCGCUGGCUCCGCAAUGGAGAGCCGUUCACACCACAGAGCAGGGUGGAGAUGGGGAAUGGCGAGCUCAUCAUCCAGAAGGUCCAGCAGGCUGACUCUGGGAUGUACCAGUGUGUCGCUGAGAACAAAUACGGAGCCAUCUACUGCAGCGCAGAACUCAACAUCUUAGCGUCAGCCCCAGUCUUCAGCCCUAACCCUGUCCGUCUGAUCGCCACGCUGGGGAAAGACAUGCUGCUGGCGUGUAGACCCCGAGCAUCUCCCAAGCCUAGAGUAACAUGGAGGAGAGGAGACAGACACAUUCAGACCAGCAGAAGGAUAAUGCUGUUACGAAACAACACGCUGAGGAUCAUCAACUCCACCCGCUCUGACGAGGGGAACUAUGUCUGUCGAGCCGAGAAUCAGUUUGGCUCGGCUGAGAUGACGGCCAUGCUCUGGGUAAAAGAGGCCAUGCGUGUGGACCUGAGCCCCAGCAGGGUUGAGGUGACAGUGGGGGAGAGCGUGGUGCUCAGUUGCAGGGUGUCACAUGACCCGUCUCUGGACGUGGCCUUCCAGUGGCUCCUCAACCAGCAGCCCCUCAACUUCCAACAGGAGGGCGGACAUUUUGAAUAUACCCAAACACAGUCCUCCACGGUGGACCUGAUGAUCAGAAGCAUCCUGCUGAAGCAUGCUGGGAAAUACGGCUGCCGGGCUCAGACCAGCGCCGACACGGUGUUUGCUGAGGCUGAAGUCCUCGUUAGAGGCCCCCCGGGACCCCCUGGUGUGGUGAUAGUAGAGGAGAUCAUGGACAAUACAGCCACCCUGUCGUGGAGUGGAGGGGUGGACAACCACAGCCCCAUCAGCAGCUACAAUCUCCAGGCCCGGAGCCCCUUCUCCCUGGGCUGGCAGACCCUCAGAACAGACCCAGAGCCAGUGACAGGGGACAUGGAGUCAGCCAUGGCUGUGGAGCUCAACCCCUGGGUGGACUAUGAGUUCAGGGUGGUGGCCAGUAACGCUAUCGGAACAGGAGACCCUAGUGCCCCAUCCAGGGGGGUUCGCACUAAAGAAGCAGUCCCCUCGGUGGCCCCAGCUAACGUCAGUGGAGGGAACGGCCGCAGACAUGAACUGGUCAUCUCCUGGGAGCCUGUGUCUGAGGAGUUCCAGAAUGGCGAGGGCUUUGGCUACAUCGUGGCGUUCAGAGCCAAUGGGACGCGAGGAUGGAAGGAGAAGAUGGUGACAUCAGCAGAUUCCACUACGUACAAGUACAGAGACGAGACCUUCCCUCCCCUCACCCCCUUCGAAGUGAAGGUGGGCGUGUACAACAACAAGGGAGAUGGACCCUUCAGUGGUGUGGUCACUGUGUACUCUGCAGAGGGGGAGCCCAGAGAGGCCCCAUCUGAGGUGAAAGCUUCCAGCAUUUCCUCUUCGGAAAUUAAAGUAACUUGGAGACCGCCCAGCCCUGGCCCUGGGAGACCACGGGGAUACGAGGUGAGCUACUGGAAGGACAGUGAGCAGGAGGAGUCAGGGAACAGGAAGAAGACAGCAGGGAACGAGACGUCUAUGGUGCUGACAGGCCUGGAGGGGAGCAGUGUGUACCUCAUCACAGUCAGAGGCUUCAACAGUAUCGGCCAGGGCCCUGCAUCAACCGCUAGCACCGCCAAGACCAAGAAAGACCCUCCAGUCCAGCCUCCAGCCAAUCUUGUGUGGAUUCAGGAAGGGACUAACGUAUCAUUAAACUGGGAUCCGGUUAAGUCCAAAGACAACGAGUCAGAUGUCAUAGGAUACAAGGUGUUGUUGAGUCAGGAGGGGCGUGUCCACAAUCAGGUGAUGAGGACCAUCACCCCGUCGGCCGUCCUCUCUCUCCCGGAGGGGGGCACCUACAUCAUUGAGGUGCGGGCGGUGAGUGAGGGGGGAGAGGGAGCAACCAGCUCCCAAGUCAGAGUACUCACCUCUUCAGGUGUCCGGGUGAAGAGUGGCCAGCGUUCGGUUCACAGCCUGCUACCAUGGGGUCUGACAUGGCCAUGGACUAUAGCGCUGCUCCUUUCUGUUCCUCUGGUGCCUUCAGCUUCCUGUUGAGGCCUCCGCCUCCUCCAUCCCUCCAUCCUCCUUUACUUGGAGGGACCUCUCCUGCUUUCCUCAUCCCUCAUUCCUUCCUUCCAUCCCUCCCUUCCUCAGACUGUCUGCUUGCUCUGGCCUUACGCAUCAGCCAGUCAGGCCCAGGGCCUGCCAAGGAAAUCCACUCCUGACACCAACAAACCAUAUCCAUCAGCCAGUCAGGCCUAGGGCCUGCCAAGAGGAUCCACUCCUGACACCAACAAACCAUAUCCAUCAGCCAGUCAGGCCUAGGGCCUGCCAAGGAAAUCCACUCCUGACACCAACAAACCAACAGAUUGUUUACAGAUGACGGAUGGUUAAAAAACAACUAUUAUUUUCUGGGAGCGGAACUAAACUUUAUUUAGUAUGUUUUGGCAGUUCUUUCCAAUCAUCACUUGUAGUGUUGUACUGUAACUGUGCACUCUAGUUUAAUCAUUUAGUUUGCAUCCCAAAUGGUACCCUAUUCCCUAUAUAGUGCCGUAUGGGGCCGGUCAAAAGUAGUGCACUAUGUAGGGAAUAGGGUGCCAUUUUGGGACGUAGCUUACCUUAACUUUAUGGGCUGUUGUUUUCUGGUCAUUGACUGGUGACUGGCAUCCAACUGCUCUGAGGCUCUACAGAGUGUGAACAAUUCCCUGAAAGCUGCUGCUGUUGAGGUGUUCUGGGUGUCUGACUGUCUGUCUGGCUGACUGUCUGACUGGCUGUCUGGGUGUCUGGCUGGGUGUCUGUCUGGCUGUCUAUUUGUCUGUAUGUCUCUGUCUGUCUGUCUGUCUGUAUGUCUCUGUCUGUCUGUCUGUCUGUCUGUGUCUGUCUGUGUCUGUAUGUGGCUGUCUGGCUGGCUGUCUGUCUGUCUGUGUCUGUCUGUGUCUGUCUGUGUCUGUCUCUGUCUGUCUGUGUCUGGCUGUGUCUGGCUGUGUCUGUCUGUGUCUGUCUGUGUCUGUCUGUGUCUGUCUGUGGCUGUCUGGCUGGCUGUCUGGCUGUCUGUCUGUCUGUGUCUGUCUGUGUCUGUCUGUGUCUGUCUGUGUCUGUCUGUGUCUGUCUGUGUCUGGCUGUGUGUGGCUGUGUCUGUCUGUGUCUGUCUGUGUCUGUCUGUGUCUGGCUGUGUCUGUCUGGCUGGCUGUCUGGCUGUCUAUUUGUCUGGCUGUCUGUCUAUUUGUCUAUUUGUCUGGCUGUCUAUGUCUGUCUGUCUGUCUGUCUGUCUGUCUGUAAGGUUGUAGUACUGGAAUCAGCUUGAAUCAGCCUGGCCUCCUUCUCGCUUUUCACUAGUUAUCUGCAUCCGUGUAGUCGUUGGCUGCCUAACAAGCAUCAGCUCAGUAAAGAUCAAUGAAUAGUUUUCUUCAGAGAGAGAAUGGAACAAUGAGAGGAAAAGAAACACAUGUUUUUAUAGUAUUUCCAGACUUGCUUUUUGUACAUUGUUUAACCUUUUAGAAACACAAAGAAAAAGUGAAUGGUGUGUGUUUCAGCGAGGUCAAAGUUUGUGUUUUUCAGACAGCGAGGAGCAAUGCUUGGUAAUCUGUUGGACAGACAGGUAUAUCUGACCGCCUGGACUCAACUGUAGUGCCCAAACACAUCUUUAGACAAAGACUUGAUGACUCUGUGGAGUCUCAUGGUGUCAGUACAAAUAAAUGGGAUGUUUAUUUUUUAA
Salvelinus fontinalis (brook trout) is the source of this 5665-nucleotide messenger RNA. It is a transcript of the gene cntn5, whose product is annotated as contactin 5. Lineage: Eukaryota; Metazoa; Chordata; Actinopteri; Salmoniformes; Salmonidae. Gene Ontology annotation, cellular component: plasma membrane; axon. The transcript is spliced from 24 exons. Gene Ontology annotation, molecular function: cell-cell adhesion mediator activity. The record is from RefSeq and is a predicted model, not a curated record. Gene Ontology annotation, biological process: brain development; cell-cell adhesion; axon guidance. The coding region runs from base 703 to 4005 and encodes 1100 amino acids.